GAGUUUGUUUAUCGAACGAGAUGAGUUUGUCGAGUUGCAGUUGUCGUGUCUGUUUACUUCAUAUACAUUCUAUAUCGAAGAAUGUGUUGUCAUUUUUGAGUGAUAUUAAUCAAGUGCGAUGACAGUUAUAAAUGAACGAACCUUGCGUCACCGACAUAUAUUGCUUUUCAUUUUGAUAUGUAUAUUCGUAAUUGCUGUUCUUGGUGUAACUGUUUCAAUUUUAAUUAUUCACCCGCCUCAAACUGAUGAAGAUGAUGAUACUAUUAGAAAAAAUAUAUUGUUUAUUGUUGUGGAUGAUUUAAGGCCAGCUUUAGGAUGUUAUGGAGAUAAAAACGCAAUCACUCCCAAUAUAGAUUUCCUUGCUUCUAAAAGUGUCAUAUUCAAGAAUGCUUAUGCACAGCAAGCAUUGUGUUCUGCCAGUCGCAUUUCAUUCUUGACCAGUCGUAGACCUGACACACUACAUUUGUAUGAUGAUGGAAGUUAUUGGCGUGAUACUGUUGGCAAUUUCACAACUAUACCUCAACUGUUCAAGCACAAUGGCUAUGAGACUAUCAGCAUCGGGAAAAUAUUCCAGCAUGGGAGUGUCUCCAAUUUCACAGAUGAUUAUCCUUACAGUUGGACGGAAUAUCCCUAUCAACCACCCACACAAGAACAUGAAAUGAAACCAGUGUGUACAUCAACUGAUGGGGAGAACCGUAUGAACUUAUUAUGUCCUGUGGAAGUGGAAAGUCAACAUGGAAAAACUCUUCCUGAUAUUGAGAAUGUCAAUUAUGCUAUUCAAUACUUGAAAAAUAAAAGCAUGAGUAUAAAUAGGUCCACGCCUUUCUUUCUUGGAGUUGGUUUUUAUAAACCUCAUAUACCGUUCAAAUUUCCCAAGGAGUAUCUAGAUUUGUACCCAAUUGAUUCGAUGGGUUUAGCCCCUAAUAACACAAUUCCUCCCGAAAUGCAUAAUGUAUCUUGGAAUCCAUGGAUGGAUAUUCGAGAAAUGGAUGAUGUGAAGAAUCUAAGUGUAAACUUUCCAUAUGGUCCUUUGCCAACCGAUUUUCAGAAAUUUGCUCGUCAAGGAUAUUAUGCUUCUGUGUCCUACAUGGAUGACCAAUUAGGGAGGUUGCUGGAAGUGCUUGAAGAAACUGGAUAUGUAAAAAACACUGCAAUUAUGUUACUUGGAGAUCAUGGUUGGUCUCUUGGAGAACAUCAAGAAUGGUCCAAAUAUAGCAAUUAUGAAGUUUCUCUGAAAGUGCCACUCAUAGUUCAUGUGCCAGAUCUCACGGAAGCCCUAAAUAAGCGCAAGCCUUUCAAACACAUUUCUGUUCUUGAUUUGAUAGGAAAGAGCAUUGCAAUACCAACUCCAAAAUAUGUAUCUGAAAAUUUGAUUGAGCUUGUUGAUGUUUUCCCUACCUUAUCGGAAAUAGCUAACAUUGCUAUUCCUCCUUUAUGCAGAAUUUUCACUUCUGAUUUCUGUUCAGAAGGAAUCAGCUUCUACCCGGUGAUUCAACAUUUAGUUUAUGACCCUUGGGUCGAGCUUUUAUGGAAAACGGCUGCAUUUAGUCAGUAUCCAAGACCCGCAAUCAAUCCCCGCAGUGAUUCCGAUCAACCAAAGUUGAAAGACAUUAUUAUUAUGGGUUAUUCUAUCAGAACAGAACAGUUUCGGUACACAGAAUGGGUGAAAUUCGAUAACCAAGCUUUUAAACCAAACAGAGCUGCUAUUAUAUCAACAGAGCUGUAUGAUCAUAGGACAGAUUCUUUUGAGUUUCUCAAUCUCUCAAAUGAUACAUUGCAUCAAAAUGUUGUAAUGGAGUUAUCCCUGAAAAUCAAAAAAGGAUGGCGGCAUGCUUUGCCGCCUGGUCUUUUUGACACUCCUAAAAAUGUUGUUCCUACUACCUCUAUCACAAAGAAAUGAAGAUAGAUUUACCACACUACCACAAUUUUUUUAAAUGGAACAUCAUCAGUGUUUUUAUAUUUCGAUGAUGUGCUAUUUUGUAAUUUUUACUGAAAUUUUUUUUAGAAAGGGUUUUUAAGCUACAUUUUAAAGUUAAGUGAAUUUGUUAUUUACUACCUUUAUGUGUGUAUGAAUAGCAUAUAUACUUGGCUCUUGUACAGCCACAUAAGACUUACCGUAUUAUCCGGCAGGCCACGAAAUUCGGGGGUCACCAGAUUUUCAAUAACACUCGUCUGGUCUUUUCCGACAUGCCGGAAAAAUCGAGGUUAGGAAAAAAAAUUAAUACUAUAAAAAAUAUAUGUUCAGCUUGAAAAUGAAUAUAAGUUCAAUAAAUAAUGCAUAUCUUAUUAGUAUUAAUAAACAGUUUAAAUUUUGUAGAAAUAUUUACUAACAAUGUCAUUUAUUAUUUUUAAGGAAAAAUAUUGUUUAAUAGCCAAUAAUUUUAUAAAAAUUAAAUUAAAACUAAGUCAGAAAACAUUUAAGCCGUAAGUUACCUCCCCUAAACCAGUGCUAAAGAAUUUACCAUAGCUAUUCAACAAAUAAAAAUUAAAUUUAUUUCUCUAAAAGGAACCUAAAAUAAUUUAUUUAAAAUUAUUAGGAACAAAUCGCAGUAACAAUGAUUGCUUCUGAAUUGAUUACAUUAUUGGCAUAUAAUUAAAUCCAUUAAUAAUGACUUACCAUAAAUAACAAGCACAUAUUAUAUGCAAUACACAUUUUUUUUUUAAGAAAGUUACUUUCAGGAUUUAUUUAUUUUUUUCCUCACAGUGGUUUGCUUUCCAUUUAGAACUGAAUGGUGAACUUUACUUUUGUUUUGUUGCAAAAUAAACCUUGAAUUAUCCGGCAUGCCGGAAAAUUCGAAUUUCCCGGCGUGCUGGUCAAUCUCGCUUUUUUCCGGCAUGCCCGGAUAAUGCUGGGUAAUAAGGUAAUAUUGCUGAUAUUUUCUGUUAUAACUUAAGAAAAGUAAGAAAUAGUCAUGAUGAGGGACAAGAGCCAAGGAAAGUGCCUUUUCAGCUAGAUCUCCCCCCCCCCCCGCAUAAAAUUUAUAAAAGUUAUACUGCUCUAGUUCCGAGGCGGGCCACAAAAUGGUUGGGCCCCUAGUUUUUGAAUAGGCUGACAUAGCCUCUCCUUUGGUCCUGGUUGUGUUAAUAACUUAUAAGAGCUUCUAAGUAAUCCAUGUGAUGCAUCUAAGUAAUAGAUUUUGAUUUGCAUGUUGUGUAUAAUGCAGGUGAUGCAUUUUGUUAUUGCAAUAGUAAUCUUGAAAAAUUGAGUUUCUUUUUUAUAUAAUUGUUUCUUGAAGACUGUUGCUUAUUGUAUCAGGGAUGACGUGUAGAAAAAUUUUAUUUUCUAUCUUAAGUUAUUCUCUUUUUUUUUUCUGAUAGAAUCAUAAAAUUUCCAGUAAAAUACUUAGAUUUGUGAAUAGCAUAACUUAGACCUGUAAGAAGACCAAACUAAAAAGAAAAUAAAGAAAAA
Molecule: messenger RNA, 3409 nt
Organism: Uloborus diversus
Lineage: Eukaryota; Metazoa; Arthropoda; Arachnida; Araneae; Uloboridae
Product: iduronate 2-sulfatase-like
Exons: 8
Coding region: 119-1900 (593 amino acids)
Molecular function (GO): iduronate-2-sulfatase activity
Source: RefSeq, a predicted model, not a curated record